ACGUUAGCACAUGCAGCAGGCUUCAGCAAUCCGCCUGGGUUGGAUUCGAACCCGCGAUCAUCAUUUCGACAGGCGGACGCUUAAAUUAAUUACCGACUGAGUCAACUCGCCUGUGUGAGUUUCAUCUGAACAAAAUAUGGAUUCGGGUGCUUCGUACGACAGCCGUGUCUUCUCGAUGGAGCCCGGAGAUACAGGCGCCGUAGCAGGGGGGAAUGGGGGUGCUGGGGGAUCCCACAAAGACCAUGGACGUCAAGAGAAAUCUUGGUGGAAGCUUCUGUCCAGGUCAUUCGGAGACGCCGUUGGUGUAUCUGGUAUCAAGUUUGUCUUCAAUGGCAAAGAAAUGAUGCUGAGGAGGAUAAUCUGGUGUUUGAUUCUUGUUGCUGCUACAUCUAUCAUGCUGUACCAAAUCAUCUAUCAAUGCAUCUUCUACUCCACAUUACCGAUCAACACUCGAGUAGACAUCGAAUUUGCCGAAAACCUCGACUUUCCCUCUGUUGCUAUUUGCAACUACAAUGUAUACAGCAAAUCGUAUCUGGAGAAAAACGAGAAGGAGUUUGCUGACUUCCUGAAAUAUGUAGCAGGUCUGUACGCAACACAUCAACCAUAUGAUUACACGUCGUAUGAAGGCAACCUUACCACCAAGAAUUACACACACUUGAGUCUGAACGCGGCUCAUCAACUCGACAGUAUCUUAUUAGCUACAUUCAACAAUGAAGUCAUUACUAGGGAGAAUUUUUCAAUUUCCCUUUUAGAAUUCGGUGCUUGUUUUACUUUCAACUUGGGCGCUGCCAAUCGUUUGAAAGUUCACGCACCAGGAAUAUCUCACGGAUUGCAAGUGGUUCUAGACACCAGACAGUGGGACUACUUCUAUGCGACAUCAUCGGUAGGCUCGGCAAUUUCAGCUGGUUUUCAGAUCCAGGCAUAUGACAGUAACACGAGCAGUGCACAGGUCAAUGAAUACGGGAUUGCCGUAGGACCGGGAACGAGGACUCUCAUUGGUCUUACACUUUUUGAGACCCGGAAUUUAGCCCCUCCUUAUGGUGACUGCGGUGAGAAGACCUUGAAGUAUCACGAUGUUUACCGAGUUAGUUCGUGUCAUCUCGAGUGUAAAACCGACUACGUGAUCGGAAUGUGUGGAUGCCGAGCUCCCUAUAUGCCUGGACCUGGUAGAGAGUGCAGCCCACCGGAAAUCAUAUGUGUUCGAGAUGCUAUGGAUGUCUACGGCAGAAACUCGAGCCAAAGUUGUCUAUGUCCCGUACCAUGUCACACAGUAAGGUAUGCCGCCACUAUCUCGCAAGCCAAAUUUCCUUCAGAUUUCUACAGCCAACUCCUAGCAGCUCAGCUCUCAGCGAAUCCCAAUCUAAAUGUGGACGCAGACUACUUCAGCAACAACUUGUGUCUCAUCAAUAUAUUUUUUAACGAGCUUAUCCGUCAAACGACGACACAACAAGAGGCAUAUCUGUUCGUCAGUCUACUCAGUGACAUCGGAGGCUCUCUAGGUAUGUGGAUGGGAGCAAGCAUUCUAACAGUCGUUGAAAUCUUUGAUAUCAUGGGUUAUUCUCUAUUCAGGACCAGAGCGCCACGAUCCAAUCACAUGGUAUAAGCCAGGGCCCGCUCGCUCGCAAAUAAAAUAUUAAUAUCAUCACACCCGGGUGCCCUCUUUUCCCAGAAAGUGCCCCCUUUUGUUGGUGCCCCCCCCCACACUUUGAAUGACGCUCCGCCGCCCCUGGAAUGCUUAAACCGCUCUACCUGAUCAUAAAUACUUUAGCCCCCCCCCCCCUACCAUCGCGCAUAUGGUUUUAUACUCUAGACCAGAACGUCAUGAUCAAAUCCAUUGGACAUAGGCAUG
Messenger RNA from Strongylocentrotus purpuratus (purple sea urchin), 1849 nucleotides. Its product is annotated as acid-sensing ion channel 1. The record is from RefSeq and is a predicted model, not a curated record. Lineage: Eukaryota; Metazoa; Echinodermata; Echinoidea; Camarodonta; Strongylocentrotidae. Gene Ontology annotation, cellular component: membrane. Gene Ontology annotation, molecular function: ligand-gated sodium channel activity. Bases 137 to 1603 code for a protein of 488 amino acids. Gene Ontology annotation, biological process: sodium ion transmembrane transport. The transcript has 10 exons.